This is a messenger RNA of Caenorhabditis angaria, 22995 nucleotides long. NCBI's taxonomy places the organism in Eukaryota, Metazoa, Nematoda, Chromadorea, Rhabditida, Rhabditidae. The record is from the annotation of a GenBank genome assembly.
AUGUCGCCGAUUCCGACGGGUGGCGGCGGAAUUUCGCCGCCAGUCAUAAUCGGCUCCGCACCUCCGCCCCUACAUCAUCUACAUUAUUUUGGAGCGGCUUCUUCGGGUGGCGGAAGACUUCGAGAUCGAUCGCCGAGAUUGUCGGUCGGAACUAUUGGGGUGAGUUUUGAGGGGGGAACCGCGACGCACACGCGUCGCAGGGUGAUAGUAGAACAAUCCGCGUGGAAAAUAAUGAAUGUUCAACAAUUAUAUGCCUCAAGUUUUACUUUAUGAAAAUUUUGAAACAGUGAAUUUUUUGGAAUGAAAAUUCUGAAACAGUGAAAAAUAAAAUUUCAAAAUAAAACAGUUCGCAUCCAUGUGGUUUUAGUUCAACCGCGACGCACACGCGUCGCUGGUGAGGGAAUUGUCUCCGAAUUCAAAUUUUCUAGAAACAUUUUUGCUGGAAAUAAUCCGUGUCGAGAAUUUAUUAAAAAAUUUUUUCUCAAGUUUCAUUUUUUGAAAAUAUUGAAACUGUGAAUUUUUUUCAAAUGAAAAUUCUGGAUUUUUGAUGGGAAAAAUCUGAAACAGCAAAUUUUCAAAAUUAAAAAAAGGUUAAAAAUCCACGUGGAAUUUGAAUUUUUCGUGCCAAUUUCAAUUUGAAAACAAUAUUUCAAUAUAAAAUUACUUUUUAAAAAUUCAAAACACAGUGAAAAAUUGUUUUUCCGUUUUUUUUCUGGGAAAAAAUCCUCGUGGAAAAUAAUUUAAAAUUCAUUUAUCACUGGAGUUUGAAAAACUAUUUGAAAAAUUGUUGAAUUUUUCUUGAAACAGUGAAAAAUUGUUUUUCCGUUUUUUUUUCCUGUUGGAAAAAAUCCACGUGGAAUAUAAUUAAAAUUUUACUUAUCACUUUAAUGUGAUCAAAAACUAUUUUUUUAAAGUUUUCAUUUAUGAAAAUUUUGAAACAGUGAAUUUUUCAAAUGAAAAUUCUGGAUUUUUUGAUGAAAAAAUUCUGAAACAUUAAAUUUUCAAAAAAAAUUCGAAAUCCACGUGGCACAAAAACUUCCCAAUUAAUUUGGUGCACGAUUUUUCUGGCACCACAAAAAAUCCAAUUUCCCUAAAAGUGCAUUUUUUUUCUGAAAAACCUCCCCAAUCUUAUCGAAAUUUUCCAUCUAUUUUCUCAAAGAUUUAUACAUUUUCUUGAAUUUUUUCUCAUUUUUUUGCUCUUUUUGAGAGUUGAACUUAAAUGUAUAAUAGUUCCCAGUGGUAAAAUUUGUGAGCUCAAAAAUCGUUUUCUGAAAUUGAUACUUGUUUUGUUUUGAUCUUCAAAAAAACUUUUUCUCACACUUGAAAACUGAUUAUAUUACGUUACUUUUCCAGUUGUUUUUCUCACUGAUUUUUCUUUUUUUUUUUGAAAAAUAAAACUGAAAAGUUUUCCCGCCUCGGAAAAUCAUUGAAAAAUCAAUUUAUACAUUAUGUAAAUACGUUUUGCAUAUUACAUUUUUCAUAAUAUCAAUAUGUUUUUUUCCAAACCGCCCGUGUUUUUUCCCAUGAGAAAAAGAAUUAGGUUCAUUUUUUUCCAGUAAAAAAAGAAAAAAACAAAACGCCCCCACCAGGCAUCGAACCUCCCACCUCUAGCCUUGAAGUGUGUGCCGCAACCAGCUGAGCUACGCGCGCAUCUUUUUCAGCAGGUUUAAAUGUUAGAGAAAAUAAAUUAGGGAAAAAUGUGCGCUUGACUGACUUUGCGAAACAAAAGAAAACGAAAAUUACUUUUUUACGAGUUUUCCUCUUUUUUCCAGCAAUGCAAUAAAUAGUUAUUCCUCAUAUUUUUCCAGUCUGAAAUGCGUCGUCAUCGUGUCGAUUCGUUCUCCGGCUCCACAAUUCCACCCACUUCGCCAAACAUGCUUCACAAAGGAUCGCCCUUUAAUCAAGGUUAGUUUCGGUGAAAAACACGAAAAUUUGCUGCUGCGCCCAUUCAUCCUUUUAUGUCAAAAGAGCAUACACACACUAAAUCAGAUUUUUUUUUGGCUGGCUCUCCCAAUUUUCUCUCGAUAUAUUUUUUUUCGCUAUUUCUCCCCCAAUUUUCCUAGACGCUUUAUAUGUCGAAUUAAUUUUGUCACACACGAAAAACAUCGUAAAAUACAUAUAAUAUUUGUAUUUUCCUUCGUUUGCCCAAAAAUUGGGGAAAAAACAAAAAAAAAUUAAUAAUUUUCGAAAAAAAAACCAUGCGCGCGCUACGAGACCCAAGCAAACAAUUGUGUGCGCCUUGAAAAUACCGUAAUCUUUUUUUUUUCAAAAAAAAAUUAUUUUUUCACCGGUUUUUUGUCUUUAAAAGUGCGAAAAGACUGACAUCAUGAAGAAAAAGAAGAAGAUGAUAAUUAGCAUAAAUGAAUAGAAUUCCACCCACUUUUCAAACAUUUUUCAAAAAGAAACUAUGUACAUUUUUAACACAAAAUGUUCAAAUAACCAACCUGUCAACAAUUGAAAAUACAGUAAUCCGAUUAAUCUUGACCUUAAUUCACCCUCGAUUUCCUUUUCAUUUUUUAGCGCAUUUUUAUUCGUUCUAUCACUUUUAUUGUUGUCAAAAUUGAAUAAUUUAUUUUUUCCUAUUUUUCGUCGAUUUUUAAUCUUUCGCUCCCUGGGGAAAUUGACAAAAAGUUGCAAUUUUUUUCGAAAAAAAAAAAAUAAACAUUUGCUCAUUUUUUUUUGGAAAUGGGAAGAAAAAACAAUUUUUGCGUGAAAUUAUUAUUUUUUCAUUGAAAAAAAAAACUUUUUCAUGUUCCUUUAAGGUACUGUACAUGAUUAUUCUCUGUAUUAAAACCCAUCCGAAACAUUAUAUGUUCCUUUAAAUUACUGUACUUUCUUUUUGAGGCCCAAAACCCCCCAAAAACCCCGAAAAAUCGCGCUCUUCUCGCUAAGCUCCGCCCCUUUCGCACACAACUGAUAGCGCGCCACACAACCCGUCAACUGUCGGUCGCCGCGUUUAUACACCUCCCCGCAAUUUCUCUCUUCUUCCUACCUUACUCGAAAUAAAACCCGUCGAUGAAGACCAAUAAAUGACGAAUCCUAGAAUCCUUGAGGAAACUGAGGCAUUUGUCUGAGCGGGAAUUUUUUGAAAUUUGAAUUUUUGGAAAAAUGAGAGGGAAAAUUUGAAUUUAUAUCGAAAAGGAAUAAAAUAACAUUUAAAAUUCAUUGAAUUUUUAUUUUUGUGCGAUGUUUUUGUUUUUUUCUAUCUAUUUUUUUUGCCAGAGUUAGCUCAUCUCACACAAAAACACAACUUUUUCUUUGCCUUCCUAGGUAAUUUCUUCUUUCUACUCUAAUAGUCGGCUAAUUGUCCCGAGCCGUUUUUUUUUCGAAAAAACCCUAACUAUAGGUAUAUUCCUUCCUUUGUUUAUUGCUUUUUUGCGGAGCUCGAAAAAAAAUAUAUAAAGAAAACUUUUUGUUUAUUGAUCUGCGCCACGAAAAUUGUAUAGACAAAAAAAUUCUCUUUUUUUUUCGCUGUGCAUUGUUCCAGAUGUGCUCAGCAAAGUUUUUUCCCCAGCUCGAAAUUAAACUUUUUCUUUUCCUGAAUUUUUUGAAGAAUUCUUGAACACACAAAAUUCAAUUUAGCAUGAAGUGUUUACGAGAUUUUUUCGGCUGCCAAAUUCAAAUUCAAAUUUUUUUGCAGGCGCCGGCCGUGGCCGCGGUGUCAUGUCUGACAGUCAUAUGCAGAAGACGUAUCAUGAGGCGAUGCGACAGCGGAGGACAAGUUUGCCGGCGAAUAGUUUGGCACUGGGGAAAUUGUCGCAGGUGAGUUGGGAUAUAGCCACGUGGAUUUUUUCCCCUAAUUUUUGAAGCUGAAAAUCCACGUGUACUAAAGACUUAUGGCUAUUAAUCAUUUGAAUUUUACAUACAUUUUAUUUCUGAAAACUUUGAAACAGUAAAUUUUUUUCCCAAAAAGAAAUUUUACACGUGGAUUUUUUGGGGCCUUAAAUUCGAGUAUGAAUUAAAAAUUAUUCAACUUGGUUUCAUUUUUGAACAUUUUGAAACAGUAAAUUUUUUUGUGUGGGAAAAAUUGUAAGACGUGGAUUUUUCGCGAUUUCAAAAUUCGAAGGCUUAUUGAAUUUCAUAUAUCUUUUUUUUAUUUCUAAAAAUUUUGAAACAGUAAACUUUUUUUUGGAAAAAAAAUUUGAAACGUGGAUUUUUUUUCGCUGAAAAUCAAAACGGACCAAAAUUUUAUAUAUUUCGGUUUUCUUUUUGAAUAUUUUAAAACAGUGAAUUUUUUUCGGGGAAAAAAAUUUUGACACGUGGAUUUUUCGCGGUCUAAAAUUCGAAUAUGAAUUGAGUUUUAUAUGUCUUAGUUUUAUUUGUAGAAAUUCUGAAACAAUAAUUUUUUUUGAAAAAAAAAUUUUACACUUGGAUUAUUGGGGCCAUGUUUUUUUGCUUUUUAAAUUUUUUUUAAAACAGUAAAUUUUAUUGUAGAUUUUUUGUGCAAAAAAUUGGCCACGUGGAUUUUUUUAAUGGAAAAUUCGGAUUCAUAUUGAAUUCUAUAUAUCUUGGUUUUUUUUCUGAAAAUUUUGAAACAGUAAAUUUUUUGUGAUUUUUUUCUGAAAAAAAUUUUACACUUGGAUCAUUGGGACCAUUUUUUUUUAUUUUUAAAUUUUUUUAAAACAGUGAAUUUUUUUGUGAAAAAAUUUUUUGACACGUGGUUUUUUUCAAACUAGAAAAUGUUCUAUGGUAAAAAUCAUAUGAUUUCAAAGAAGGAUUUGAAAAUCACGUGAGAAUUCAGGGAUCAAGUUACUAAAUCUCGAAAAAAAACAUUUGCCACGCGGGGAUUUUCUGGCGCGAAAAAACUAAAAUUCAAAUUUUCCAGAUCACCGGCUCUUCAUUAAGCGAGGCGAAAGGUUUGAUUGCCGACAUGUUGAUGAGUCGAGAGCUGCCUGGAAAUGUUGCCACGUGUUUGAGAGCCGUUGCCACGUUGUUGGAGCAAAGGGUGAGUUACAGUAGGCCUUGCAGUUUGGGGUACUGUAAUUUUGAACUGCAAGAUUUAUUGAGGUUUCUGAGCUACAGUACUGCUUGCAGUUCGGAGUACUGUAGUAUUUUUUGGUUUGAGAUUUUAUUUCAAAGGAAACCCUACAGUAUAUUUUGGUUAAGCACUACAGUAUCCCUUGCAGUUCGGAUUACUGUAAUUUAGAAUUUUAGCUCUAUGAAAAUGAGUUUCCAAAAAAUAUUGUAUUUAUUCUUGAGCUACAGUACCCCUUGCAGUUCGGAGUACUGUACUUUUGCUUUGAAUAUGGCAAACACUACAGUACUCUUUGCAGUUUGGAGUUAUUGACAAUUCAGCUACAGUAGUCCCUACAUUAAUUCUCCCCCAGUAGAUCACAAUAUGCUCGGGUUACUGUAGAAUUUUGUAUUGGAUGUCUGAACUACAGUAAUACAUGCAGUCUGGGGUACUGUAUUUUUAUCAGACGUAGUUCCAUAGGAUUAACUACAGUACACCUUGCAGUUCGGAUGACUCAUAAAUAUUAGCUACAGUAAUCUCUAUUUGGUAUUGUAGAAUUAUGUAGAUCAAAAAUAGGUUCUCAAGAAAAUUCAAAAAUUAUCUACAGUAACCCGGGUUACUGUAGAGCAUUUCUGGUCCCAAAAAAUCUGUAAUUUUCAGCCGAAUCACAUGAAUGGUCUCAAUGAUUUUGGUUUACCGUGCGUCGUCGAAAAUCCAUAUAGUGGAGAACAACUUCAUGUUGGGGUUAGUUUUUUUUUUGAAUUUUGAAUUUUGAAAUUAGAAUUUGCCGCCAAAAAAAGGGUCCGAAAAAGGGUAAAAAAAAGAUCAAAAGUUCAAAAAUUUGUACAAUUUUUUGUUGGUUUUUUUUCUCUUCGGGGAAAAUGGAACAUCUGUCAACGAUUUUAUACAUUUUCUCGAACAUUUUUUUCGCUCUCGCGAUUUUUUGUGACGAAAAUCUGCCUAAGUACUUCCGAUUUGUGCUAAUUCGAUUUUUUUUCUCAAAAAAAAGGGAUUUUUUUUCGAGAUUUUGUGAGGAAAAAUGUGAUAUUUUUUGAUUUUUUGAAUUUUCCGCUAAAAAAAUGCUACGUGGCAAGUUUUUAGCGACUAGGCGCUGCUAUUUGACGUUGAAGUUCUCAAGUCGCGGGUCCUUGUCAGAGUGAACCUCUAGGAGGGAGUGCUAGACUUUUAGGUUCUCAAGGGGCGGCUGCUUGAAAACUAGAACCUCUAGUCGAGGCUACUUGUCAUAGUGAAUCUCUAGGAGCGAGUGCUAGACUUUUAGGUUCUCAAGGGGCGACUGCGAGAGAUCUUGGCUCUCUAGGCUCGACUGCUUGACAUAGACACUCUCAAGGAGUGGCUCCUUGUCAUAGUGAACCUCCAGGAGCGGGUCCCAUGCAGAUGGGUUUUCUAGGCGCGGCUGCUUGAGAAGUAGACUCUCUAGGCUUGGCUGCUUGGCAUAGUGAACCUCUAAGAGCAAGGCCUAGACGUUUAGCUUCUGUAGGCUCGGCUACCUGACAAAAUUGUUCUCUAGACUCUGAUACUAGCCAAUCACACUUCCUAGGCUCGGCUCCUUGUCAAAGUUUAUCUCUAGGCGCUACUCCUAGACGUUUAGCUUCUCUAGCGGCGGCUACUUGAGAACUAGGCUCUCUAGGCUUGGCUCCUUGGUUUCAACUAUUUCCUCCCAAUUUCUCUCCACGUUUUUUCUUCGAAACUUUUUUUUGCCAAAGAAAAAUUCAAUUUCAAACCCAAAUGGUCUCAUUUUCUCCAUUUUUUCGAAAUUCGUUUAUUUUUUUCCAGUUUUCCAGUUUUUUCUCUGAAAUUUUGUUUCUGUCUGAAACUAUUAUCUAGGAAAAACCAUACAAAAUCCAAUUUGCGCGCACUUUUUCAUUUCUGCAAAAAAAUAUGAGAUUAUCUCAUUUAAUGCCAUUUUUGCUUGCUCAUUGAUUUUCUGAAAGUGCACAACACAUUUUCAGAAUUUUCAGACAAAUUUGUUUUUUGUCUGAAAUUUUUUCGUGCAAGAAAAAAAAUAGAUGUGAAAAUAUGAAAUGUGUAUUUUAUUACAAAACAAAUAUUAUUUUUUUUUGAAGAAUUUUGUAGAAAAAAUAUUUUUGGAAUUUUUUUGACACGUAGAUCAAAAUUUUUGGAUUACUGUAGAAGUGUUUAAAAAUUUCUGAAUUUCAAAAUUGGAAUAUUUCGCGCCAAGACCAAUUUUGACGUCAUUUUUCUGCAUUUUUUCAAUUUUUUUUUUUUGAAAAAAUCAGGAUGUGCGCAAUUAAAAAGUUCUUCUUUUUUCUCUUUUUGCUCCUCGUAGACUACCGUACACCCACGUAUUUCUUUUGAAAAAGAAAAAAAAUGUUUUUCAAUUUUUUACUAUUGAAAAAUAAUGAAUACACUCGUGAUUAAUCCUGAAGGGGAAAAAAGUGCGCGAAUUUUUUUUUUCAAAAAAAAAUUAUUUUUCUCUGAUUUUUUUUCAAAAAAAAGAGUUUUUUUCACACGAGAAUUGCAAUUCUCCAACAAUUUUUAAUCUUUUUAUUUUCGCGCCAAAAAAAAAGGAAAAAAGUUGCGAAGUUUUUUUUUGUCUCCGGAAAAAAUUGGCUUCAUUUAAUUUUUUUGGCGAGCCGCGAACUCAUUAAAAAUUGUUUUUCUCCACUUUUAUUUUUUGAGAAGCUGAAGAAUUAAUUUUUGAUUUUUGAGAAAAAAAUGCGCGAAAAAUCCACGUGGCAAAAUUUAAUUUGAAAAAAAAAUUGAAUUUUGAAUUUCAAAUUUUGUGCGAAAAAUUCCACGUGUCAAAAAAAUUUAGAAAAAAAAAAUCCACGUGGCAAAAAAUUCCCACGUCAUCUUUUUCCUGAAUUUUGAAUUUCAAAAAUUUUUGAAUAAUUCUGAAAGUUAAAUUUUUUUCAGAAACCAAAAUGCCACGUUUCAAAAAAAUUUUAAAAAAGUUCCACGUGUCAAAUAUUUCUUACUGUAAAUUGAGCCACGUGGCACAAAUUUUACUUUCAGAAUUAUUUUCGGAAAUUUCUAAAACUCAAAAUUCAAAAUUUUUCCAAAUUAAAUUUUGCCACGUGGCACAAAAUUCCCACGUCAUCUUUUUUUUUCUGAAUUUUUUGAACUCUGAAAAAAAAUCCAGGUGAAUUUUUCUCUCGAAAACUAUCGACUUUUCGCGGCUGCACUUUAAUUUUCCAGAUUUUCUGUCUGAAAACUUUUUCAGCCAAAUUUUUUCUUGUUGUUUAUUCUUGCUGAACACUUAUAUUUUAUGCGAGGAGCAAUUUGAUUUGCUCCUCUCAAACACGACGAAAACACACUUUUUUUCUGAUUUUUUAUUCUCCUCCGCCUCCUUUUUCUAGAUAAUAUUCGCAUUUUCCCUAAUCUGUUGCUGAAAUUCACUAAUUUUUUCCGGAAGUUCUUCUAACUUUCUCUGAUCAAAAGAUGCCACCUCCACCAACGCCAACUCCAAAUUCUUCCACCACAAAUUCAACAAUCCCACGAAGCGCUUCUGAUCUUCAACAUCGAACAUCAGUGAGUUCGAGAGCUAGUUUGGUGCAUCGCGGGUCGAGUUCGCGCAACUCGACGUCUUCUGUAAGAGAGAUGCAUAUUGUUGGACAAUGUGCGAAUUGUGAUUUGGAUUUUCGGUGUACUUGUUGUUGGAAAUGCUCGCAUUUGUCUUUGGCCUAUUUGCCGGUGAGUUUCUUGAUUUUUUUUUUCGUGAUCUAGAGAGGAUUUGGAGCAUUUUGAUACCCAUAUUGCUCAGGUUAAUCACUUUUUUGGGUGUUUUUCGUAAAGGAGCAUUCUCUCUCUAAGCAUUAUUGCUCAUAUUAGAUCAGGUCAGCUUUUCUUAAAGGCGCAUAGUCUCCCAAGGCUUUGGGUCUCGCAAUGAUAUUUUUGGAAAUUGAAUUUAGAGCAUUUCGAUACCUAUAUUGCUCAGGUUAAUAUUUUCUGGGUUUUUUCUUAAAGGCACAUGCUAUCCCCAGGAUUUAGGUCUCAUCACGAUCUUCUUUGAAAUUAAUUUUGGAGCAUUUUGAUACCCAUAUUGCUCAGGUUAAUCUUGAUCUUCAGAAACUCAGUCUUCAAAAUUUUCUUAAAGGAACAUACUCCCCCCAGUCUUUGGGUCCCGCCACAAUCUUUUUUGAAAUUAAAUUUGGAGCAUUUUGAUAUCUAUAUUGCUCAGGUUAAUCACUUUUUUUGGGAUUUUAAAAGAACAUAGUUUCCCCAGGCUUUGGGUCCUGGCACGAUCUUCUUUGAAAUUAAAAUUAGAGCAUUUUGAUACCCAUAUUGCUCAGGUUAAUAUUUUUUUUGGGAUUUUAAAGGAACAUACUCUCCCUAGGCUUUGGGUCCCGCCACGAUCUCCCUUUAAAACUUCACAACCUCCCACUUUUCAUACACCCUCUUGUAUAGAAUUUCAAGCCGAACACGAUAAGCUAGGUUUGAUAGAUCAAAAUCCGAAACCAAAUCCUUCAAAUUCGAAAAAAAACAAUUAUACUUGACGUCUUUCCGGGAUUAACUAACAAUUGUUUUUUAUCUUUUCAAAUGUCUUUUUUUCCAAAAAAAAAUUAUGAUGUGAUUAAUCCGUGAUCUUCUAAAACAUUUUUUUUCUUUUUUUUUCUUGCAAAAUGAAAAAAAAAAUAGUAGAUCAGAGUAAAACUCAAUUUCAACAAGCAUUCAAAAAGUUCCGCUUCUUUUUCUUCAUUUUUUUUGGAAAAAUGUGCUCGGUGAGCACAUUUUCCUAGGAUUACUGUACAUUUUUCGUCCGAUUAAUGUGAUGUUUUUUAUGAGCCAUCAUCAUCAUAUUUGGGCUCAUUUUUCAUUUUUUAGACAAGAAAAAAGGUCUAAAAAAUAUUUUUUUUGUUUGUUUUUGUUAUGAAUUUUUUGAGGGGUGAAUGAUAAAAAAAAAUGACCAAGUUAUUCAUUUUUUUUUUGAAAAAAAUUGUUUUGAAAUUUUUUUUGAAUAGAAGAUUUUUCAAAACUCUGAAAUUUUGAUGAGAAAAAUCCACGUGGUACAGAAUUUUUGAAUUCUCAAAUUUUCAUUUCAAAAAAUUUUGAAAUUCAAAAAUUCUACGUGGAAUUUAAAUUUGAACCGGAAAAUUUGCUGUAGAAGAUUUUUCCGAAUUUUUUCAAUUGGAAAAAUUUCUCAAAAAUCCACGUGGCACUGAAUUUUUGAAUCCUGAAAUUUUCGUUUAAAAAAAUUUUGAAAUUUAAAAAUUCCACGUGGAAUUUUCAUUUGAACCGAAAAAUUUACUGUAGAAGAUUUUUCAGAAUAUUUUAAAUUAGGAAAAUUGCUCAAAAAUCCACGUGGCACAGAAUUUUUGAAUUCUGAAAUUUUCUGUUUUUUUUUCUAGAAUUAAUUUUUCUCCGACAAAUCCACGUGGCACAAUGUUUAAAUUCUAAAAUUUUUGUUUCAAAAAAUUUUGAAAUUUUCGUUUAAAAAAAAUUUUGAAAUUUAAAAAUUCCACGUGGAAUCAAAAAAUUAUGAUUUUCUUGAAUUCUGAACUUUUUCCCACCAAAAAUUCCGAAAUUAAAAAAUUCCACGUGUAGCAAUUCUACUCCUCGAGAACUACACACAAAUCACCAAAAAUUAAUUAGGUGCGUGCAAGUUUUGACGAAAAAAUAGACUAGAAGCUCAGCUAAUAAAAUUUCCAGCUCGCGAGCCAUUUUUUUUCAUGCUCAAAUUUCAUUUUUUUUUCUAGUUUCCCCGGGCAACAAACCCUAAUUUUUCACUCUCAAAAAAGAUAUCAAAAGUUGGCCAAAAAAUUGCGAGUUUGAGUUUUGACCUCCUCACAAAUUUUCUUUUUGUGCUCUUUUUUGCUUGCUCCAAAGCAAAAAAAAAAUUUUUUUUGCGAUUUUUUUGAGCCUAGAUAUGUUUAUUUACAUUUUUCCGUCAAACAAAAUUCUUUUUUGUUACUCCACGAAAAAAAAAUAUUUCCAUUUUUUUCUAAUUACACUAACUCAAUGCAUCUUUUGUCUGCGUAGUGCUUUUCUUUUUUUUUGUUUUGUUUGAAUGAAAAAAGUAGAGGAAAAAACAUGUUUUUUCCCGGUGUUUUUGGACUUUUUUUGAACUUUGCUUUUUUUCUUGGGAGAAAAUGGAUUUUUUUCUGGGAUUUGGCUAAUUUUUUGAGAAUUUUUAAGAAAAUAAUUUUUUUCAAAAUUCGAAUUUCAUAUAGAAUUUUUCUGAAUUGUUUAAAAAUCCACGUGGCAAAUAGUUUAAAUUUAGGAAUUUCUGUCUGAAAAUCUGAAAAUUUUGAGCCGAAAAUCCACGUGGCAAUUAAUUUUGAAAAUUUUUAUGAGCUCCGAUUCUUAGCUCGAGGUUCUGAAAUUUUCCUGCCAAGGAGCCGAGCCUUGAGAUCCUAGUUGUCAAGCAGCCGCGCCUAGAGAUUCACUCUGUCAAGGAGCCGAGCCUAGAGAGCAUAGUCCUGGAGGAGCCGCGCCUUGAGAACCCAUCUGUUAAAGGAGCCGCACCUAUAGAUUUACUCUGGAUAGCAUCCGCGCCUUGAAAGCUGCUAUGUCAAGUAUCCGCGCCUAGAAAACCUAUCUGUCAAGGACUCGCGCCUAUAAAAUCUAGUUCUCAAGCAGCCGAGCCUAUAUAAUCUAGUUUUCAAGCAGCCGAGCCUAUAGAAUCUAGUUCCCAAGCAGCCGCGCCUAUAGAAUCUAGUUUUCAAGGACUUGCGCCUUGCGAACCCAUCUGACAAGUAACCGAGCCUUGUGAUCCACUCUGGCAAGAAUCCGAGCCUUGACUAAAUUUCAAAAACUUCCAGAUUUUCCAUUUUUUUUCCGCAAAUUUCUCUAGACCCUCUUCAGAUCCCAUUAUCUCUAACCCCAAACCUAACUCAAUUUUUUUUGCUAGCAAUAAAAAUCCUCCUUCCUUCCUCUUGUCCACUUUUUUCAAAUGUCCAUUUUUUUCGAAAAAAAAGUGUGCUCUUUUUUUCCUGCUCCAAAACAACUCAGAAAAAACACAGCUGUUUUCCAUCGAAAAAAUGUAUUAUUUUUCUAGCUUUCUAGUAUUUUUUUUCAUAUAAAAAAGAAAGUUUAGCGCAAAAAAAUGCUCAAAACUUUUCUUUUUUUGGGCUCAGAUUUCUGAAGAGCACACACAAAUUAGUGCACUUUUUCAAUUUGAUUCUUGCUUUUUUUUUCGCGCCCGAGACGACACAACAUACAAAUUAUAUACAAUUAUGCACACUUUUCGCCCCGAGUUCCGCUAACUUUUUUGUUUUUUUUUUUGGAAAAUGUUUUGAAAAUAAGACAGCUUUCUUCUCGUUUUUCAAUUAAUUUUCUCGUGGGACCAGUGGAUUUUUUAUUGUUGUUUUGACCAAACAAAAAAGUUGGGUUAGCGAAAAAGUUACGUCACUUUUUAGGAGCCCAAAUGUGACUUUUGGUGUACUUUUAGGGUUUGAAAAUUAAAAAAAAUAAAAAUAAAACGUUGUUCGUCGGGUGGGGGUCGAACCUGGGUUCUGCGAACGCGAGGCACGCGUGCUCACCACUCGGCCACAGGGCUGUUUUUCUCUGCACUCCGAAAUUUCGCAUAUAAAAUGGGUGGUAGAAAAUUAUUAGCGCAUUCUUGAGAGCGCGCGCGAAACGUUGAAAAUUCAAAUUUCCCCCAAGUCUAGACGAAAAAAUCCUCAAAUUUCACCCCCGAGCUUCGAAAAAAAACGCCAAAUUCUCCUUUUCCUCCCCCAAAAAUCGCAACAUCUCGUGUAAUUCCGUGAGAAAAUCAUCGUUUUUUGCGUGACUACAAAAAAGUUUCCCUAGGGGUCAAAUUGAUUUGUACACACACAUACACACAUAAAUGCACAGAUUUCUAUUUAUUUACUACUAGGCUCCUGAAAAAAAAACAAAAAAAAAGUUUUUUGGCCAGCUGUCUAAGCUUUUUUGUUCCUUUUUUUCCCAAAAAAAAACAAAGUCACGUGUGUUUUUUUUUCUGUUUUUGAACACUAGGAAAUCUGGGAGAGUUGGAUUUUAUUAGAUUUUUUGGCACCUCCCGGAAAAAGCUUUUUUCUUUUGUUUUUCUACUUUUUUUUGGGUUGGAGCCAGAUUUUUUGUGGAAAUUUUCUGAUUGAAAACUUGUAGAUCAAAAAAAUUUCCGAAAAUCCACGUGGCAGGAUUACUGUAGUCCUAGAUGAAAUCUGGAUUUUUGAAUAUAAAAUUUUUGUAUUUAAAAAUUAGUCAGCAUUUCAAGGCGCGGCUGCUUGACAAUUGAUUUUUCAAGGAGCAGCUACUUGACCCUCAGCAUUACUAAGCUCGGCUCCUUGCCAAUUGGAGUCUCUAGGAGCCGCUACUUGAGAGCCAGAAUUUUUAGGCCCGGCUCCUUGACGAUCAAAUUCUCUAAGCUUGGCUACUUGGCAUACACGCUCAAAAGGCUCGACUCCUUGUCGAAGUGGUUCUCAAGACACAAGUCCUUGACAACUAGGAUUCCUAGGCUUCGCUACUUGAAAUUUAUAUUCUCUAAGCUCGACUGCUUGAGAACUAGGGUCUCUAGGCGCAGCUACUUGACACCCAGCAUUUCUAGGCUCGGCUCCUUGACAAUUCAAUUCUCUAGGCACGAAUACUUGAAAAAUUCUCAUUUUUUCUCCCUCAAUUUUUCCCCGAGACAAAUUUUACUCAUAUUUUUUCGCAAUUUUUUUCUCGCUCGAUUAACAAGACUAAUAUAUUCACAUUUUCGCUCAUUUCUUCUAUUUUUGCUCAAAAAAAAAAUUUUUUUUUGUUGAUCAUCGAAGAAAAAUGAAUCAUUUUUUUGUUGUUGGCUCCCCGCGCGGCGGAGCCAACUUUUCAGGAUUAAUUAAAUCCUGAAAAUGAGCAAGAAAAGUUCAAAAACUCAUUCAUUUCUGAAUAAAAUGUGUAUGUGAGUGGGGGCUCUUUUUUUUUUUUUACUUUUCCUUUUUCUCUCCACACUUUUUUUUGAUGAUGAAUUUUUUUUGCUCCGCCGCGAGAGCCGCAGAAAUGUUAGGAGGCUCGUCGUUUUUUUUUGUGGAGCAUCAUGUCGUGCUCUCAUCAUUGAUUUUCAGAUGAGAUGGAGAUGAAUUAGAUGAUACUUUUUCCCUGAGUUUCAGAAAUUGCUUUGGGCCUUUUCGGGGUCCAAAAAGCCUGGAUUUGGGUUUUUCUAGGUUUGUCAGAAUCUGAAAAUUCCAGCCCAUUUCUAGAGUUUCAGAAAUUUUUCUGGAAUUUUCUAAUUCUAUUUUGAACUUUUUUUUGAGCUAAAAUUCUAGAAAUUUUCAGAUUUUCAGACUUUUGAUCUCUAUUUCUCAUCUUUUUCCCAAAAAAUUUUCCAAUUAUAAUUUGAAAUUGAAAAAAAUUUGCAUUUUUAUGAUACUUUUUUCCUCUUCUUCUUUCUUCUUUCUUUUUUUUUUGGAAUAAAAUUUGGAGUACUGUAGCUCCUCAUUUUUAGCGCGAAAAUAUACGUUUCAAAAAUUUUUAAAUGAAAAAUUGUGAUCUGGAUUUUUUUCAAUUCUGAAUGUGAGCCCAAAAUUUGAUCUACAAAAAAAUAUUCUGAAAGUACUGUAGCUCAUUUUGGGGCUAGAAUUCUGGAGAUUACUGUAUCUCCUCAUUUUUAGCGCGAAAACUCAAAUUUUCCAAAAUUACUGUAGCUCAUUUUUAGCGCGAAAACUAAAAAUUUCAAAAAUGUUAAAUAUACGUUUCAAAAAUUUUAUAUGAAAAAGGCCCAAAUUUUGAUUUACAAUACAGUAAUUCUGCUAAAAAUCCCCGCCAAAAAGUUGCAACAUUCCUAUGCAUUGCUCAUAUUAUUUCCAAUCGACUAAAUGUCUCAAAGAUUGGAUGUUUUUCUACUUUUCUUUUCUUUUUUUGCUGACAUCAAAUUGGCCAGGAAAAAACCACUUUUUUCCUCAAAAAUCACUAUUUUUUGGGCCGGAAAUUCAGAUUUUUUGGAUCAAAAAAUCAUGGAUUUUUGUUUGGAUUUUUGGAUUUUGAAUUGAAAUAAAUUGGGCGGCUUCAAUCAAAAAAGCUCGAUUUAUUCAUUUAUUUAUUUUCAUGUAUGUUUUCUAGCCACAGCCAAACAAAAAAAAAUUGAAAAUGGAAAUGGAAAUUGUUAUUAGGUUUGUAUUCAUUCGUCUUGUUUUUCUGCAGCGUUUUCUAGGGGAUACUGUAGGUUUUGGCGCCAGAAAUUCGGGAUUUUUUCUGAAAUACAGUGGAUUUUCUUUUUUUUAAUUCACUGUUUCAAAAAUUCAAUAUUAAAAAUGAGGAUUCUCGAAAUUUCGAUGUUGCUACCAUUUUCUUUAGCUACAGUAAUUUAAAGGAACAUAACUUUUUUUUUCUAAAAAGGAAACUUGGUUUAAUUUUUAUAAGAAAAAGGGUACUGUAUUUAAAGGCGCAAAAAUUAUUUUUUCAAAAAAAAAAAUUUACUGUUUCAAAAAUGUCAUAUCAGAAAUUAGGAUUCUCGAAAUUUUGAUUCUGCUCUGCCAAGAUACAGUAAUUUAAAGGGACAUAUAUUUUCUGAAACUGAGGAAAACUUGGGGAUUUCUGGUUACUGUAGGUUUAAAGGAUCAUUGGGUUCAGUUAUUUUCAGGGGAAAAGAGGUACUGUAUUUAAAGGCUCAACAAUUUUUUUCUCAAAAAAAAAAUUCACUGUUUCAAUAAAUUUUUAUUAAAAAUGAGGAUUUUUCAAAUUUUGAUUCUUCCUCCGUUACAGUACCUUAAAGGGACAUAGCUCUAUUUUCUGAGAGGAAGUUCGAGAUUUUUGGUUACUGUAGGUUUAAAGGAUCAUUGGGUUCAGUUAUUUUCAAGAGAAAAGAUGGUACUGUAUUUGAAGACGCAACAUGUUUUUUUUCAAAAAAAAAAAUUCACUGUUUCAAAAAUUUCAUAUCAAAAAUGAAGAUAUUUGAAAUUUUGAUUCUGCGUUUUGUCUCAAGCUACAGUAAUUUAAAGGUGCAUCUAAGUAGAAAACCCCUUAGGUUUAGGGUUACUGUAGGUUUAAAGGAUCAUAUGAAAUUAUAAAUUUUUUGUGAUGUUUAAAGGAUCUUUCUACAGUAAUAUUUUGGCGCCAAAAAUUAUGAUUUGUUGUUUUCUCUGCAAAAAUAAAAAUAAUCUAAUUCGAUUUCCGAUUAUUUUCUGUUCAAUCUGACGUGAAUAAUAUAUUUUUUCGUGUAUUUUUUCUUGUUCGUCUGAAAAAUCUUCCUCGAAUUUCUAGCCCUUGUAUAUGCUUUCACGUCGAAGUGAAUCGCAUUCGCCGGCGGCUCCGCACCGCCUGAAAUCCGCAAGCGUCGGCUCGGCCACCGAUGAUAAUUUGAUCUACACAACAUUGUUGCGUAAAAAAUUCGCAAAAUGUUUCGGAUUCUCGCAGAGUUCAAGUUCCUCGUCGAAAUCCACAAAAGCUAUUCAGACGAUGCCGAUGAGUGAAAGCGAUUUGAAUUUGGCUUGUUGUCAGGUGGUUACGGAAGUAAAAAUAUUGGAAUUUUGGGGAAAAUUGUGGCCUAAAUCUCUCAAAACCCUUUAUAACUCUCUAUUUUCCAGGCUUCCAAACCACGCGUCUCAAACAUCACAUUCUCCACAGUCACCUCAGCCACCGGUCUUCCCACGAUUGCCGCCGAACCCAACAAGGCGCGCUCAAGCAGGCAAGUUUUAUCACCAACAUUUCACCCCAGCUCUCUCGCCUGGCCGCGUGGCGCAAUGGAUAACGCGUCUGCCUACGGAGCAGAAGAUUGUAGGUUCGAAUCCUGCCGUGGUCGAGAAUUUUUUUCUUUUUUUUUGCAAUUUUAUUUUGUUUGCCUAAAAAUAUCCAAUUUCAAUUUUUUUUUCAUCGAAAAACAAACAUUCUUUUCACUUCUUCUCGCUUCUCUAGUUCUCUAGGCUUUUAUGGGUGUAAAUCACCUGUUUUUUCUUGAGAGAUUUAGAGAAAAGGGUAGAGAAAAACUUUCUAAUUAGCUUCAUUUAUUAUUUCUUUUUCUCGAGAAGAAAACGACAAAAAAUUGUAUUUUUACUCCGAAAAAAUGUAGAUGCACUUUCUGUUUUCCCCCCAAAAAAAUCCAUCCACUUUUGUGUUGUUUUUUGUCCAAAAAAUUUUUUUUUCUUUUCCGGGCCCUUUUUUCUGAACAACUCUAAGAUGACAAAAAAAACAAAAGGUUUUUGGUGUUCGAAAAAAUCUUUGACUUCUUUUUUUGGGGAAAAACGCAACAAUUUUUCUUUUUAGAACUUUUUUGGCACAAUUUUUUUUCAGAAUUUUUGUUAACGCUUGAAAAAAUAUUCAAGAAAAACUGAAAAACAACACAAAUUCAGGCUUCUAUCGAUUUUUUCUGCGAAAAAAUUACCCUUUUCUCUGAACCCUCUCGAUUUUCUGCACUAUUUCGCAGCUUUUUUGAUCUCUAAUUGUUUUUGUUGUUUGUGGAAAAAAUAGGAGGAGAAGGCACGGGGGAAAAAAUAGAAGAAGAAAAUUGGCGAAAAUUCAAUUUUCGCCACACGCUUUUUUUGUGCAUUUUUUAUUGAGAGACAAGAUGCUCUCCGUGAACGUUUUCAGAGAGGCAGAAGCUCUCUGAAAUUGUUUUUUGUCGAUUUUUCUGGAAUUUUUCAGAAGGUUUUCUAGUGUAUUUUUUCUUAGAAAAGAAUUGAAGCUGGAUCAAUAAAUUCCUGAAAACUGUUUUUCGAAAUCAAUUUUUUGAAACAGUGAUUUUUUCUGAAAUUUUUUAACCAGAUUUUCAGUUUUGUGACUAAUUUUUGAACAGGUUUCUUUUUCAAAUCAAUUUUUUGAAGCAGUGAUUUUUUUUUCUCUAAAUUUCAUAAUUUUUUCUGAAAUUAUAUGGAACAACUUGUCUGAAUCAAUUGUUGAUCAGAUUUAAUUUUCUCAAAUCUAAAUUUUUUGAAACAGUGAAUUUUCCGGAAUUUUCAAAUUUUUUUCAGAAAUUUUUUGAUAAAAUUGUCUAUUUAUUAAUUUUUGAUCAGACUUAUUUUUCAAAUCCAAAUUUCGAAACAGUGCAUUUUUCUGAAAUUUUCAAACCUGGUUUCUAAAUUUUUCAAAUUUUACCUGACAAAAAUAAAUUUAAGGAAUACUUUUUUUGAGAUGUCCGAAAAUUGAAUCAAUAAUUUUUGAAAAUGCACAUUUUAUUCAAAUCUAAUGGGGUGAGUCAUAAAAAUAAAUUGACAAAAAAAGUGCGAUUAAUUUCACGUUUUUUGUCAAUUAAUCGUAUUUUUUCAGAAAUGAAUGCGAUUAAUUGACAAAAAACGUGAAAUUAAUCGCACUUUUUUGUCAAUUUAUUUUUAUGACUCACCCCAUAAAUUUUGAAACAGUGAAUUUUUUCUGAAUUUUCAAAUUUUUUUCUGAAAUUUUACCGAACAACUUUUCUGAUUGAUCAAUUGUUGAUCAGAUUAAAUUUUUUCAAAUCUAAAUUUUGAAACAGUGAAUUUUUCUGAAACUUUUCAAACCUGGUUUCUAAAUUUUUCAAAUUUUACCUGACAGAAAAAUUUUAAGGGAUAUUUUUUUCUGAAAAAUCAGGAAAUUGAAUGAAUUAUUUUUAAAAAUGCACAUUUUUUUCAAAUUUAAAUUUUAAAAUAACUUUUUUCUGAAAUUUGUAAAUCGUUUUCAUUAAUUUUUGAUCAGUUUUUAUUUUCUCAAAUCAAAUUUUUGAAACAGUGAUUUUUUUCUGAAAUUUUUAUAUAAUUUUUUUCUAACAUUUUUUGAACCUGACUAAUUUUUCAUCAAACUUUUUUUUCAAAAUCCAAAUUUUGAAACAGUGAAUUUUUCUGAAAUUUUUCAACCAGAUUAAUGUUGUGACUAAUUUUUGAACAGGUUUCUUUUUUAAAUCAAAUUUUUGAAACAGUGAAUUUUUUCUCUUCCCAAAAACUUCUCAAAAACUCCCCCCUAGCCAUGACUAACUCUCUAAUUUCCAUGACAUUUUUCUCAUCAGAUUUUCUCGAAAAAAAUUAUGCUAAUUUACUAGCUCUGCACUUUUAGGUUUUCGAGUUCACAAAAAUUUCAGACAUUUUUUCAGCUAUAAAAAAAAUCUGGAAAAAAUAGAGCGAGAGCAAUUUUCAAGCGUAAACAACUCAGGCCCUAAUUUGAAAGGGGCUAUGAAUUAUUUAUGAGCUCUGGAUUUUUAGAGCUCUAGAAAUAUAUUUACUGAAGGGCUUUAAGGCCUUAAGGCCUUAAAUUUAGGGCCUUAAGGGCCUAAAGAUUUUUUUUAGGCUUAGGAUCUAGGCUUAGAACCCUUAUUUUUGAGCCCUUCGGAAAUUUCGUGAUUUUUUUUGCUCAUCUCACUUUUUUCCCAAUUAUUUAUAAAUAACCAAUUAUCCUCUAGGAACUUUAACAUGAGCAAUGUUUAAAAAAUCGAGCUCCGCUUCUUCCGCUUCUGCUCCAUCAACAUCUGCCGAAAUUCAGCCAUUCGGGGUGAUGGUUGUGAAUCGAUUGCAGCGAAGAGUCAACUCGCCGUUGACAGCGUUUGCCAGGCAGGGAACCCCUAAUUAAUUUUAAUUAGCACUAAUUAGCAGCCUAAUUAUCUAAUUAAUUAAUUAAUUAAUUAUUUUUUAGCUACUGGAAACCUGAGCAACACGAUUCCACGUCCACCAAUCAAACUUCGACAUCAACAUCCACGUCGACGAUAACAUCAGCGCCACCCAAUCACAAUCACAGCCACAAUCAUCACACUUCAGAGCACUUGCGGAAAGAAUCGGUGUCGCGGAAGGAAAGCGGAAGCCACGUGGAUACGGUCGUCACCACCAUCGAUGGACAAAGAUAUGAUACGAAAGAACUAGAUGGCGAUCAGGAUUUGGCUGAUGUUGAGGAUUGGGGAUUUCCGAUCUUUAAUUUUGCCAAGAAGUAUCCCAAGACUUGUUUGAGUAGGGUGAGUGAUUUCAAAUUUAUUUGAACUCAAAAUUGGAGGGCUCACAGAUGAGCUCAAGUUCCCAGGGCAACGCUAAAUUUCAAAAAAAAAUUAACUGGCCGCUGAAGCGGUAGAUAGUGCCGCUACGCGGAAGAUUGCGCGGUCUACACUUGCUCCGCUCGAGCAGCGUCAAAAAUUGACGAAAAAUAGCAAAUGCGCUCCAUUGAACACUUACCGUUUUGUUGGAAAAUUCAAAUUUUCAUUUUUUUUCUAUCGGUGAAUUUUAAUCUAAAAUAGUCCUGGAGCUUGAAAAAUGCUCAAUUUCUAGCCAAAAACCAUAAGAACAUGCGAUUUUCCACUAAAAAUUGACUAAAAAUAGCAAAUGCGCUCCAUUGAACUUUCACCGUUUUGUUGGAAAAUUCAAAAAAAAAAUUAUUCUUAUGGUGAAUUUUGGGCAAUUGCUCAUGUUAUAGACAAUUCGGAGCUGAAAUGAGCACUGACAAUUGAAUUUUUAAAGUUCAAGUGCUCAUUUCAGCUCAAAAUUGUCUAUAACAUUAGCAAUGGCUCAAAAUUCAUCGAAAAAUGAAAAUUUGAAUUUUUCAACAAAACGGUGAAAGUUCAAUGGAGCGCAUUUGCUAUUUUUAAUCAAUUUUUGACGCGAAAUCGUAAUUUUAAUGGGUUUUGGUGCUCCAGGACUCAUUUCAGCUCAAAAUAGUCUAUAAAAUGAGCAAUGGCUCGAAAUUCAUCAAAAAAUGAAAAUUUGAAUUUUCCAACAAAACGGUGAAAGUUCAAUGGAGCGCAUUUGCUAUUUUUCGUCAAUUUUUGACCCGAAAUCGUGUUUUUAAUGGGUUUUGGUGCUCCAGGGCUCAUUCCAGCUCUAAAGGGGCUAUAACAUGAGCAAUGGCUCAAAAUUCAUAAAAAAUGAAAAUUUGAAUUUUUCAACAAAACGGUGAAAGUUCAAUGGAGCGCAUUUGCUAUUUUUCGGCGGAAAUCUCAAUUUUCGCAAGUGCAAACCGCAAGCUUCCACGCGCAAGAUCUACAAAUAGUAACCCAAAAUUUUCCAGCUCACCUACACAGUCUUCCGUCAAGCCGAUCUCUUCCGCAUCUUCAAAGUCUCGCCCAUCAAAUUCUUCAACUACUUCCACGCGCUCGAAAAAGGCUACUGGGAAAUUCCCUACCACAAUCGAAUACACGCUGCCGACGUUCUACACGGCUGCUUCUACAUGUCCGUACAUCCGGUGAAGCCUCAAAUCGGACCACCACCAAGUCCCGACUCACUGCUCCCACCUCCAACAACCGCAGCAAUUCCGAUCAUGAGCUCGAUGUCCACCCUGGAGCUAAUGGCUUUGUAUACGGCGGCGGCGAUGCAUGAUUAUGAUCAUCCCGGGAGAACUAACGCCUUCCUAGUGGCUGCGGAGGAUAAGAAAGCGAUCCUGUAUAAUGAUCGGAGUGUCCUGGAGAAUCAUCACGCUGCUGAAUCGUGGAGACUUCUCUGUCACAGUGAGAAUAGCUUCAUCGAAAAUUUGGAUGCUGCAGAGACCAAGAGGUUUAGAUAUCUGGUUUUGGAGUAUAUCCUGGCUACAGAUCUUAAACAACACUUCGAGAUUAUCAUGACAUUCAAUGAAAAAACUAAUGAUAUGGAUUUGACGAAUGAAUCGGAUCGAUUGCUUUUGGCGAAGUUGAUGAUCAAAAUGGCGGAUAUCAAUAGUCCGACGAAGCCUUAUAAUUUGCAUCGCCAGUGGACUGAUCGGAUUUGUGAGGAAUUCUAUGAGCAGGGAGAUGAGGAGAUGCGACGGGGGAUGGUGAUUACGCCGUAUAUGGAUCGGAAUGAUGCGCAGGUGGCAAAGUUGCAGGAUAGUUUUAUUGCGCAUGUUGUUAGUCCGUUGGCGGUGGCGAUGAAUGAGGUGAGAAUUGGGAAACAUCAAGCCUAGUAGCCGCGCCUAGAUAAUCUGAUUGUCAAGGGUCAGCGUCUAGAUAGCCUAGUUCUCAAGCAUACGCGCCUAGAGAACCAAAUUUUCUGGGACUCGCGUCUUAUUCACUCUGGCAAGCAGCCGCGCUUAGAGAGUCUGAUUGUCAAGGGUCGGCGCCUAGUGAAUUUUAUUGUCAAGGAACAGCGCCUAGAGAGCCCAGUUCUCAAGUAACAGCGACUAGAGAACCUAAUUGUCUAGGACUCGAGGCUGGAGAUUCACUCUGACAAGUAGCCGCGCCUAGAGAGCAUAGCUGUCAAGCAGCCACGCCUAGAGAAUCUGAUUGUCAAGGGUCAGCUACUAGAGAUACUAUGUUUGAAGCAGCCGCGCCUAGAGAGCCUAGUCCUCAAGUAUCUGAGCCUAGGGAUGACGAUUUUCUAGGACUCGAGGCUGGAGAAACUACUCGUCUAGGAUCAGCGUCUUUAGAGCCCAGUUCUCAAGCAGCCACGGCUAGAGAAUUUGAUUGUCAAGGAUCAGCUACUAAAGAUAAUAUGUUUGAAGCAGCCACGCCUUGUGAACCUAUAUCUCAAGCAUCCGCGCCUAGGGAUGACGAUUAUCAAGGAUCAACUACUAGAGAGCCUAGUUCUCAAACAGCCGCGCUUAGGGAUGACGAUUGUCAAGCAUCAGCUACUAAAGAUGCUAUCUUUAAAGCAGCCACGCCUUGUGAACCUAUAUCUCAAGCAUCCGCACCUAUGGAUGACGAUUGUCUAGGAUCAGCGCCGAGAGAUCUUUAGUUCUAAAGUAGCCACGCCUUGCCAAUCUAGGUGCUCUAGGACUGCCAUCUAGAAAUCAUCUAUGUCAAGCAGCCACGCCUAGAGAGCCUAGGUUUCAAGUAGCAGCGUCUAAAGAAACUUCAAACUCAAAAAAUUCAAAAUUUGAUUUUUUUUUUCAAAUUUUAGACUCUCUAAAGCCUCUCAAAAAUCCAAAUCCAAUUUUUCAAAAAAAAAAUCCAAUUUCACAGGCCGGUCUUCUACCAAUUCUUCCGGGACUAAUCGAACCCGAAAUGAUGAUCAAUCUGAAACAUAAUCAUCAAAAAUGGCUCAACGAAAUUGAAAUCAUCAAUGCUUCAACAGCAGCAAAUUGUAAUGGUAAGGUUCUGUUUUUUUUUUUGCUUAAAAACUUACCCUAACUCCUAAAUUUCCUCCCUUAGGUGCUCUAAGCAAUGGCGUGAUCGAGGAAGAAAGUACGGCCAGUGAUAGUCCGGAUCCACGAAAAGAUUCACCAUCUUUGGAUUCGGAACUUGAUGUAAGUUGGAAUUUUUUACCUUAAUUUAAUUAAGAAUUACCUUAAACACCCUAAGCAUGCCCCUAAUUUUUCCCUAUUUUUUUCAGUGA